UAACAAAUUUAUGGCAAAAUCCUUCGAAAAAGCUGCGUAGAACGUUGAAAAGCGGGGCCACCAAUGAACAAUCGCGUCAGAUUAGCGAUGUGUUAUCAGCUCACUGUCCAAAAGCCACUUUAUAUCACCGCACAAAGCUCUCUCCGCCAUUUCUUCCGACGAGAAAGCAUAUUCCCUUUCCCCCCUUUUGCCAAAUCGUAGCAAAUCGAUGAUUUUUCCUUCUUCCUCGUUGAUUCUUCUGUAAUGCUAGUCCGGAGGAGUGAGCUGUAGCAAGAAAAGUAGUUCUUUUCAUGCUUCAUUUCUGAUCUACCGGACCGCCGGCGUCACUGCUAGCGGCGGAGCUCUGAUGGGUUGCUCCCAGUCGAAGAUCGAGAACGAAGAGGCGAUUGCGCGAUGCAAAGAACGGAAGAUUCACAUGAAAGAUGCGGUCGCGGCGCGAAAUGCUUUUGCUGCUGCUCAUUCCGCCUAUGUCAUGUCCGUUAAGAACACUGGAUCUUCUUUGAGCGAUUAUGCGCAUGGGGAGGUCCAGAAUCCUCAAUUGGUUGACGGGACUGCUCAAUCGAACCCGAUAAUUGAUUCUGCUGCAGCGUCUUAUGAGCCCCUUGCGCCGCCGCCGCCGCCUCUCCCGAAUUUUCCCUCUCCUCUUCAUAGGGCUGCUAGCAUGCCGGAGAUGAAUAUCCUCAAGUCCGAUCUGAAGCCGGUUGGGCCAAUCAUCGAGGAAGAGGAUGAGAAUGAAACAGACAACGAGGGUUCUGUUGGUGCGUUGAGGAGGAGGAGAAGCAAAAAAGGUAGCGGUGGCGGUGGGAGCAGCCGAAUAGGGAAUACAGAGCUUGAUGAAGACUUGGAGGGUCCGCCGCCGCCAGUGCCGCCUCCGCCGUCUAGCACGCCGCCGUUGAAUGUGAACCGGCACCUGCCGCCAGCACAGCAACAGAACUCGACGUACGAUUACUUCUUUGCUGUUGACAGUAUGCCUGGUCCGACUUUGAGUGAGGCUGAGGAGGUCAAUAUCGAUGAGGAAGACAUUGAGCGCGAACCGUUUGAUAAAAGUCCCCAAAGAGGGGACAACGAUGAAAUGGAGGACCGAAGAGGGCACAAAGAAGCCGAGGUGGUGGAGCCACCACCGCCUGUUGUUGCAGAGCCAUCAGCUUCCACAUCGAAGAGCUUGAAGAAGGUGGGGGCUGUGGGUUCCAUGGAGGGCAGACGGAUGAAUGAGGCCAAAUUUAAUCUGUUGCAGAUAUUUGUGAAUCUUGACGAUCAUUUUCUCAAGGCUUCUGAGAGUGCCCAUGAAGUGUCCAAGAUGCUUGAGGCGACACGACUGCAUUAUCACUCAAAUUUCGCUGAUGGUCGAGGGCACAUUGAUCAUUCUGCUAGAGUGAUGCGUGUUAUUACAUGGAACCGGUCAUUUAGAGGACUUUCUAAUAUGGAUAAUGGAAAAGAUGAUUUCUAUGCAGAAGAUCAAGAAACUCAUGCCACUGUGCUAGAUAAACUCCUGGCAUGGGAAAAGAAGUUAUUUGAUGAAGUGAAGGCAGGUGAAAUUAUGAAAUUCGAGUACCAAAGAAAGGUUGCUGCACUGAAUAGGCUAAAGAAACGAGGUUCUAGUUCAGAAGCGUUGGAGAAAGCAAAAGCAGCCGUAAGUCACUUGCAUACAAGAUACAUUGUUGACAUGCAAUCCUUGGAUUCAACUGUCUCGGAGAUUAAUCGUUUACGAGACGAACAGUUAUACCCAAAACUCGUUCAGCUUGUUCAUGGGAUGACGAUGAUGUGGGCUGCGAUGCGAAUUCACCAUGAAGAGCAAUUGAAGAUUGUGAAUGCAUUGAGAUACCUGGAUCUCUCUCAGUCCCCAAAAGAAACUAGUCUGCACCACCAUGAGCGCACGUUACAGCUGUGCAAUGUCGUGAGAGAAUGGCAUUCACAGUUCGAGAAGCUCGUGCAACGUCAGAAAGACUACAUUAAAGCACUAAACAGUUGGUUGAAACUAAAUUUGAUUCCUAUAGAGAGUAGCCUGAAAGAGAAGGUGUCUUCUCCACCAAGAGCUCAAAAUCCUCCUAUUCAGAGACUCCUCAUUGUUUGGCACGACCAACUCGAGAAACUCCCAGAUGAGCAUCUUAGAACAGCAAUUUCCAGUUUCGGUGCCGUGAUAAAUACUAUUAUGCUGCAGCAGGAAGAAGAGAUGAAGCUAAAGUUAAGAUGCGACGAGACCGAGAAAGAGCUCGACCGCAGGCAGAGGCAUUUUGACGACUGGCAUUACAAAUACCAGCAACGAAGAAUUCCUGAUGAGUUGGACCCCGAGAAGUCUGAAGAAAACGCGCAGGAUGCCGUAGUUACAGAGAAGCUAAUUGUGGUAGAGUCGUUGAAGAAGAGAUUGGAGGAGGAAAAGGAAACUCACGCGAAGCAGUGCCUUCAUGUGAGGGAGAAAUCACUGGUGAGCCUUAAGAAUCAGUUGCCAGAACUCUUCAGGGCAUUGUCUGAGUUCUCUUACGCAGGUUCGGAGAUGUACAACAACUUAAGGUCGAUUUGUCAGGUCUAAAAUUCGAAGCCGCAGCCCAGCAAGAGAAUUUCCCUGUCUCUCUUGCAGGUUGUUUCCUCCAUUGUUGGUUACUGAUUUUCUUAAAUCUCCCCACCCCAUGUAUUUUUUGUGGGAUGCUUUUCUCAGUAGGAUUCGAAUUUAUGAUCUCUUGAUUAGAGACAGAUAUUAAUUACCGUUGAGUUAAGUUCAUGUUUCAAUUU
Molecule: messenger RNA, 2727 nt
Organism: Momordica charantia (bitter melon)
Lineage: Eukaryota; Viridiplantae; Streptophyta; Magnoliopsida; Cucurbitales; Cucurbitaceae
Product: protein ALTERED PHOSPHATE STARVATION RESPONSE 1
Source: RefSeq, a predicted model, not a curated record